CGUAGUUAGUGUGCGCCGGAAGCAGCUGUCUGGGGCUGUCAGGCACGUUGAUUGUGGGUGAUUUGCAGCCAUGUGUGAAGUAGAAGACGAUUACAUCGGGGAGCUGCGGGAAAGGGAGAAGGGGUGAGGAGAGACAAGGAUUCUGAAAGAAAUAAACUGCCCAUGUCUCAGUGCACCUAAAGCAGCCCUCUGUAUUUCUCUCAGUAUUAUUAAGAGUUUGAAUGCAGGUCAUGUUAUUCUAGUUUGGGGCUUGGCAGAUGUAGCUUGGUCCUAACAGAAGGACCCAAAAUAUAGACGGCACUCAAUGUUACCCUCCACUCUAUCCACACACAGUACAUCUAUAGCAAACUGAUCAACCACAACCCUUAACCUAUAAAGGACACAUGCUACGUGUGACAUGUCAGGAUUCCCUUUUAUUCCAGAAGUUUGGUCCUUAAGAGGUUCAAGACACUUCGGUCUUCUGAGGGUGUAAAGUAGCGCUUGCACCACUAACCAGGGAUUCCCAUUGUGUGUUUAGAUUCAGUCACUUCACAAUGCAUAGUUUGCUUAUUGUGGUCCUUAUCGUUUACUCACAUUUCAUUAUUUACCACAGGUCUUUCUCACCGAUUCUAAACUUUAUUAUAAAUGUUUUAGAUAUUUUAAAUCAUGAAAACCAUUAUCGAAAUGUAUAAUUGUUUUAAAAUGUGUGAUAUAUAUAUAUAUAUAUAUAGCAUACAUAAAAUCACCCAAAAAUCUUGCACUCGAGGACUUCACUGUUUUUAUGCCCGGUGCAACGUUAAGCAGACUAUCAACUGGACCGAAAAGACUGCUCUUCCUUGUUCUCUUCCUAUUAUUUAAAAAAAAUAAAAUAAAGUAAAAUAAGCCACUGAUAUAGCCUAUUGUAAUUGCUGUGCUUCUGUUAUUCAGGCUGGGUCAAAAAUGCAUGAAGUGCAAGGAAGGUUCUGCUGUUCUGAUCAUUCGAGUAGGAGAUGCCUUCUGCAAGUAAGAUCUUUACUGUUAUUUGUGGCGUCCUGCGUGGAUAAAAGUGUGUAGUUUUGCAGUUCUAGGUAACUUCUGGCUUCUGCAUUUUUUGCUGACACUGUCGUAGUUUAGCAGAAGAUAUGGUAUCAUAACAAAGGUUCUGAACUAAAUACAUAAUAUCCAAAGAUAACUUGCAUAUUGAUGGGCAGUAUACCAAAUGCGCUGCUUUGUACUAUGUACAUUUCAAAUGCAGCAGGAAGGAAAUAAGUUGUGAAUCCUGCAGCAUGUGAAUUCUACAUACUGAAUGGCAGAACCUUUCAUGUGAUGGCCAUGAAGCAAGAGAUUAUGACCUGGGGCUGUGGGAUGUCAUGAAGGCACACACUAAUGAGGAGGUUAUGUUUUCCGUUCCUGUAGUGCAAGGAUGGUGACUGCAACUGUGCAGUUACUUCCUGUAAUAAUGCACAGUUUUCCAAUAUGCAUUACAGUGGUCAGUAUGUUAGAUGAGUUUGUCUUAUAGUUAUUAACAAGAAUUAAAAUAAUUUAAAAAAUAGUCAAAUUACCUUACGAUAGAUAAAAGCGCCACUGUUCUGUUGAAGUUACCUUUCUCAUAUUGGUUCCUCUCGUCUUCCUCUCUCAGAAUCUGUUCUUUUCUUCCUUUCUGAUCUAGCUUUCUUUAAAACAUAAGAUAAAGUAGGGACUACUUUACCUUAUGUAUAUUUCCUACACCUGACAUUUUCUGACACGAGGAGCUUAAAUCCGCUUCAUUUACUUUGGUCAAAGAAUGUUUCCCCACAAUACUCACCCUUCCUCUGUGUUCUUGCAUGAACUCUAUUCGCCAUUCCCGAACGUCCUGCCAUUUAGAUCAGGAUGCCGGUGAAAUUAUCGCAUUUUGUCCUAACAGAAUGAGUACAGUUUGUGUUAGGAGAAAAUUCAAGUCCAUGUCUUGGCUGCAUCUUGCAGAAGUUUAGUAAAUUACCCCUUAAUAGCAACAAGGAUUUAGGGAGCCAUCUCCUAAUAAGCUGAAAGACCAAAAUUGGUCUUUCAGACAACUUUACCAAUACUAGGUAAAAAUUGCUUAGUAUUUGUAUGUAAGGGAGUUUAAAAUCUCCCUUCUGUUGUAAAAAAAAAAGACCUCCAGCCAACCCAUGAAGGGGACCCCUAUUCCACAGAGGGAGGUUACUAGGGGGUUUGGGACCAGGUUUCGCUUUAUUGGAUGGCUCACUGUUUAGUAUACAGGACGGCACUGCAAGUAGGGACAGAAGGGAGACUUUAACCUCCCUAAUGCCAAUAUGGAGGUCACAUUGACCCCCGUACAUUGGCGAAAGAAAGGGAAUUAUAGUGAAGUAGCCUCUCUCCCUUAUAAUCUCGCUAGACAGUCAGAAGAAAAUAAAUGGAAAAAAAUAAAAGUAAGGUGCUACUGAAGCAAAACCAUGCUUAGAAUGCUGGCUUGCUACACCCUGUGUUCAAGUGCCCUGUGAGGAAGAAAAACCCGACUCGCUUUUUUAGUGCACGGACGUGUGCACCUUCGUUGAUUAGCGAUCUGCCUCAGGUGAAGCACAGGUAUCAGCCACAGAUGGAGUCCAGUCCCCUAGUGCUGCAGACAAAGCCAGGAAUAACAAAGAUAGAACAUAUACAAAAGAACAGAAUCUGCUGUGGCUUAGUAGCAGACCCAGGAAACCUAAGGAUCCAGGUUCAUUUCCCUGUUGGGCACUUCUGGGGCGACCACGUCUGGCCAUUUGGAUGUCAUGGUGACAAGGCUGGAAUGGGCCACAAACUAUCGCCAAACAGCUUGCUGAGAAGGUGAUAAUAGUUGGUGCGAUUAUUCACAAAUAGAAGAAACACAAAAUAACUGCCAGUAUCCCUCAGUCUGGUGCUCCAUGCAAGAUCUCACCUAGUGGAGUUUCAAUGAUCAUAAGAAUGGUGAGGAAUCAGCCCAGGAGGAUCUUAUUAAUAAUCUCAAGGCAGCUGGGACAAUAGUCACCAAGAAAACAAUUGGUAACACACUACGCCGUGAAGGACUGAAAUCCUGCAGCGCCUUUUUUUUGUUAUUCUGUCUCUCACUGUUAAAAUACACCUACCAUUAAAAUUAUAGACUGAUAAUUUCUUUAUCAGUGGGCAAACAUUCAAAAUCAGCAGGAGAUCAAAUACUUUUUUCCCUCACGGUAGAUCCAGGCAAGAAAUAUAAAGGUAAAAAAAGUUGAAAUGUCUAGAGGCUUUUGGGGAAGACUAAGGGGAUAAUAAAAUGUAGUGAAGUAAGGAGGGUAGUUUAAAAUAAAAAAAUAGAUGCAGCCAUGAUAAUGCUGCUUGAAAAUUAUGCAAUGUAAAUCUAUACGUAUACAUUUUUGUGGUGUGUUCCAAUAUUUUGCAUAUAAAAUGUAUCCUCUGCUCAUUUCAUUUCAGAUCCUGCUUCAAAGAAUACUUUGUGCACAAGUUCCGGGCUAUGCUUGGCAAGAACAGAGUAGUAUAUCCAGGAGAGAAGGUACAGAGCUGGAUGAGAGGCAGAGGGCAUGGGGUUACUUUAGAGGUUGUGGUGAAUACAGCACAGCCUUAAAAAUAAUAAAUGAGUAGCAGAGCCAGAUUCACCAUAAUUGUCCCUGGGAAAUGAUGAGUAGUGACUAAGUGGUGCUGAGUGGUUCUUCCCCUGGAUUAGAACGUAUAAAAUGCAUGCUAAAAUUGUGAAAUGAAUGAAACUGCAAUAAACGGUGCAGAAAACAGGCACAAUGUUAAAACUUUGUGAUACAGUUGCAGCAAGUAGCACGUUCUAUGUUAUUUGGGGAAAAAUUAUGCUUUCAAAGGAACACAAAGUGUAUAAGGCAACUUUAUACUCUUUCAGGGUUAUUAACAAAACUCAGAAUUUUGUGAACGAAAGGAUUACACCAACCCUUUUUGUUUUUCUUUGAAAAUGCCCUAUUGGUCAUUAUUCUUUAGCCCCUCCCACCCCCAAAAAAGACUAUUAAAAAGGUUUUUAAGUCUUCACUUUCCUUAAGCCAUCACCAGGCAGAGUUCCGAGAGCUCCUUGGGACGUCACAGAAACCAGGCAGAUUUUCAGUCAAAGACUUCUCAUAGAGUAGGCUUUUGAUUGAACCAUUCAACUGGCUUAGAGCACAUGCACACACUCUGAGCCAGUGAAGGAAGAUGGAGUUGAGAAAAAAAAAAAGAUUAGGGAGCGGAUAGGAAAGAUGGAGGGAUGCAGUGAAUGAGGGAGGGGAGUCAUAAGAUUUUCUUUAUAGGUUCUACCUGCAAGGGAAAAGUAGAGACUGUCUGUCGCCAGCGUGCAGUGUGCAUUGAUGACAGAUGUAAAAUAUGCACAGAAUUGACAUUAGACAGCCAGGAAAAGAGUUCCAGGCUCCAAAAAUCACUUGUGAGUAGGUGUAAAUAGCCCCCCGCACAAAGUUGCUCCAACCAAACAUUUAAAUACAUAAAAUGAGUCUAUACAUCUCAUCAGUGAAUACCAUGAUUAUAUCCACAACAAUCAUAGAGUAUAUCUUGAUGGGUUUCUCUAAUAAAUCCUCACUGUUAGAACUGAUAGAGUAUAUGUAGGGUAUCAAUAUAUAUAUAUCAAUGUAGGGUAAUAACUGCUUGAUCCAAGGGUAAAUCUGACUGCCAUUCUGGGGUCAAGAAGGAUUUUUUUCCUAGCUUGUUGCAAAAUUGGAAGUGCUUCAAACUGGGUUUUUUGCCUUCUUUUGGAUCAACAGCAAAAAACAAAUGAGAGGUAGGCUGAACUUGAUGGACGCAAGUCUCUUUUCAGCUAUGUAACUAUGUAACUAUGAUAGAGUCCCAAUGAAGAAAAAUGUAAUUCCUGGACACUUUCUAUAAGACCCACUGGAAGGCUAGAAUUUCCGUGAGUAAAUGUUAAACUCUGUAUGUCUUUUUAUAAACCAUUGGUCUUCCACUCUGUAUCUCUCAGGUUCUCUUGGCAUAUUCAGGAGGUCCGUCGUCAAGUGCAAUGAUCCAACAGGUACAAGAGGUAAAGUGCCAAAUUCUUCAUUCCUAAAUUCUAGAUCACUGGUUACUAAUUAGACAACUAUUUUCCUUGAAAAGCUCUCAAUUAGCCUCUGUUAGGAUCUGUGUUUUUGUUUUUUUUUUAUUCCCCCAACACUAUAAUGGACAUUAGGUAACUUUCUGUUGCAGGGCUUGGGUCGAGAUGCUCCCAAAAAAUUACGUUUUGUCCCUGGGAUCAUCUUCAUUGAUGGUAAUUUUACCUUUCCCCCCUUAACAAGCAUUGCGUGUGGGGCUUUCGGUAAUGAUUGGGCAGUAACCACUUUGGUGUUUUCUGGUAAAUGCAGAAGGAGCAGUGUCUGGUCAGAGCUGGGAGGAACGAGAGGAAACCUUCUCCAACGUGCGGCAUGUUCUUGAAGACACCGGAUUUCCAUUUCACAUAGUGAGGCUGGAAGAGGUAAGAACUGUUUAUUAUCAAUGUGUUAUUAUUUUCAGAGAUCUCUAUUGUAAUGCUAAAGGAACAUUGCCAUAUGUGUUUAUGUUGUGUUGGUGUCUCUCCCAUCAUAUUUGUUGUUGUUGUUACAAGUGACAAGUCUGCACAAAGAAUGAAUGUAAAUCUGUAUUUAAUCUGUGCUUAACCUGUAAACCUGGCAGUAUCAUACUGCAUCUGUGUCUGCACUAUUUGCUGGGAAGGAGCUGAUUAGCAGUUGCAAAGUUCUCUGCACAGCGUCUGUUUACUCCUACUUUGUUGUGUAUUUUUCCCAUGCCUGACUAUUGUGACAAAAGGUUGUAGAUUAAGGCAAGCUGACAAAAAAGGAUGAAUCUUGCCUUAAACUUCGCCCUUUGUCACGAUAGCCAAAUACACAAGAUGAAAUAGUCCCUACUCUGUCUUGUGUUUUAAAGAGAAAUAGAUCAGGAAUGAAGUAAAGAAGAGGAAACAAUGGGAGUAAUAAAAGUUUGAGGUGGUGGAGCCACUUUAAGUAGUUGUGACACCAGACACCAGAUAUCUCUCUAUCUGUCUCUUGGCAACCACUUACUUUUUAGUUACCUGGAGAGUUCAUAAAUGGGCAUAUUUACAGAUGUAAACUAAAAUCCUUUGUCCAAGAAUAAAAUGUUCUCAUUAUGUUUACAAAUGAUUUGUCUUUUAAUAUACGAUUAUACCGCUAUUAGGUGCGAAGGACCAACAUGUCUUAUUUGCGUAAGUGAUUUAUACUGAUAUGAACAUUCUAAAUUAGUGUAAACUCGAUUCCUCUUUGGGAUGACCGUUUGUUUUGCGUCAUCGAGACUCUUACGGUUCUUUACGAUAGUGGGAAUUUUUGGCUAAUUCAAAAACAAUCUAAUGUUGGAAAUCCAUUUAAAUUCCAGACAAUUCACUUUCUAGUGAUUAAUUGGGUGUGGUUCACAAGUUCUUUAUUUAAUUUAUUUUUAUAUAUUAACAGAGCAGAUAGACUGAAGGAUCCAUGUAUAAUGUGGUUACACUGAUUGAAGGUCACUAUUAAGGGAUUUCUAUAGUAUCCAAUCCAUAAACCCUUGCUACAAUGUAAGCUCUGCUUCCAUGGGAAUAUGUUAGGAAUAGAGUCCCCUACAUCACGCUGUUGACAUUUCUAAUAAAACGCACUUAAAAUCAAAUACGUACUAAAAUAGUGCAAUGGAUGAAACUGCAAUAAAUGGUGCAUAAAACAGACAGAAUGUUAAAAUGUUGUCACUAGGGGGCGAGCUUUUCACAGACUCCAAGUGCAGAAAAUAAAUGUCAGUUUGGUGAGAUUGUGCUUACUGUAGAGCUGGGGUGUCCAAACAGUACACUUACAACUGCUAUUCAACCACACCUCUCACAAUGCUUUAUUUUUUUUAAAUUUAUUUUUUUGCUGGGUUCUACUUUCAGGCUAUCCCUACUGUAGACAAAAGGCAGCUAUCACUAUUGUAUCUGGGCAUGUGUGUCUCUGAUCUUGACUUUUGUAGUGAAUUGAGAAUGGAUUGCUAAAGUUACUGAUUUAAAGUUUUGAUCCAAUGAAAUAACUGCUUCCCACCCCUGUGUUUGUUAGAUUUGAAAAUUGCUUUAAAUUUGGUUAUUCACUUUCUUUUGGAUCAACUACAGCUUAACGUUUUUUUUUUUUGGUAAGCUUAACCCCUUAAGGACAGAUGACGUGUGACAUGUCAUGAUUCCCUUUUAUUCCAGAAGUUUGGUCCUUAAGGGGUUAAAUUUUGAUUUUUAAUGUCUGGUAAUAGCAGAAGACCUGUUUUUGGCGAAUACUCAUUUGUGCUAAUGUUCAUUUAAAAGCAGUAGGUUACUUUAAGUGGUUUGUAAUUGAAAUGUCUGUAAGUCGUGUUUUGAUUUUUGAAAUUUCCUGGUGGUAGUUUUAGGGGUUUCUAAACAUUCUGAUUGUUUAAUGAGGAUCUGUCCAGUUUUAUUAGCAUAGUUUUUUUUAGUUGGUUUAGUUGAGGUAUAUGGGUGUAUGCUAUGUGUGUCAAUGCACGGACCCAGUACACAAUUAAUAUUUCUGCUUACAAUGACGUGUCCUGGUUUCAUAGAAUGGAGUAUUUUGCUUGGUACUUUUACUUCUAGACUAACUAUUGUCUCCCUUUUAUUUGUGUGUUUACUGGAGAAGGAUAAUCCCAAUCCUUGUAGAUGAGGAUAUACCAUUGUAUUCACUUAAAAAGCAUAGCCCGUAUAAUAUUUGGGGGAUAAUGGCUUCACCUGUGACAUGCAUUUCUUGUAAAAAUAGUCUGCACGGAUGGGUAUUAUUUAAGCCAUUAACAUAAAUAAGAAACACGUAUGCCAUGGAUAAGUAGUAUCAUUUUAAUGUGGAACGCUGAUGUAUAUUAAAAACCACCAUCAGAUUCCAUACGGUAUAUUGGUAGAUAAAUAGCAGGAUAUUGUGAGUGAAAGCUGCAUCAUAUGCAUUCAGAUAUGUAAUCGGUCCUUAUCACAUUAGAGUGUUAAUCUGAAAAUGACUGUAGACACAUAAAGGAAUGGUUCGCGUUCUGCGGAUAUUUUCAAACAGCCAUUAACAUGACCCGUGCUCCAUGUUUGAGCCAUUCCAAUUGACUUUGGUAUGCUGGUAAAAGUUACAUGAGAGAGCUUUAGGACUCUUCUUAGAGCUGGAUGAACUUCGGUCCUAUUGUAAUAGAGAAACAACAGUCAUGAGAAGGCAAAGACAGGUCAAGUAAUAAACAGAGACGUCAGUUGGUGUAACUAGUCCUUGAACACAGCACUAAAUGAAAUGACACUGACCCAGUUUUCUUAUCUCCAUAUAGUAGCUGGUAGGGCAUCUGGAGGUGCAGUGCAAACAGUCUGUAUAACUGUAAUUAGAGUGGGACAUAAUGACUGACGGGAGUAAAAGCCAUGUUUACUUAACCCUGUUAUUCAAGUCCCUCUCUGUGUCAUCCCAUACAUUAAAGACAUGCGUGGCAUGUCAGUGAGUGAUAAAUCACCAAAGUGUCCGUGUAAAUGGCCCUCGUCUGCUUACACUGGGUGUCAUUUCACACUUGCCUUUGUGUUCAUAACAGUUUAACGUGUUUCUCAAACACGUUUCUAAAAGAUGGUGACACAGGAUUUCUGGUGUUUUGCUUUCUGAACAUUUGUAGCUCAUUCUUUUUGCCUCCUGCCAGCAUUAAAUCGGUAAAACCCUUCUGGAGUCUGCGUAGUCUGGGACUUUGCUUUUUUCCCAGAGCGUUAGUGUAGUGAGAGUGAGAGUUUCUUUGUAAAAGGUUCCGUUCGGAAGUGUGCUUUAUAAAUCACACUGGGACUGUCAUCUGUGCAUUCUUCCAGUCACUGGCCAUAGCUUGCAUUCCAGCUCUAACUUGACUGGCUGUUUGAAAACUGUGAAUUUUGUUUCUGUCUCUGCAACUCUUCCCACGUGCCUUCUAUUAAAUGCUGUAUACAGAAAAAGGAUAGGGGGCACUCCCAAGACCUGCAUUUUGUAUGAAAGGUGCUGCCGCAGUGACCAAACUUCAUACAUAAAACAAUAAAUAGUUGCAGCGCACUCAGACUACAAAACAAUAUAUAAUACAAAGAAGGCUACUAAAAUGCCUAUCUGAGAAUAAAUAUGGGGAUUUAGUUCCACCGUAUGGCCAUAGUGGUGGGCUUAACAACAUAUGGCCAUAUGGUGGAACUAAAUCCCCAUAUUUAUUCUCAGAUAGGCAUUUUAGUAGCCUUCUUUGUAUUAUAUAUUGUUUUGUAGUCUGAGUGCGCUGCAACUAUUUAUUGUUUUCUAUUAAAUGCUGGGCUUAUUGCACUAGUAAUAGGCAAAUAAAGAAAGUCACAUGGGUUUUAGCCCUGUAUUUGAACAUCCAAGAUUUAUCUUGUAAGACACACACCAUUAAUUUGUAUUUCUCUCCUUUGUUUCCUGGCUGCAGGUUUUCUUGUUGCCGCAUUCUGUAUUGCAGAGAAAUCUCUCUGAAUCCACUCCACAAAAGCAGAACUACAAGCAGGCAGUGGGUCAUUAUAUGGAACAGGAGGAUUCACAGCGACGCGUCGUGGAUGAGCUGGCACAACUCAGUACUGCAGAUCCUACAUCACCAAGGGCUAGUGACUUGUUGCCAAAUAGCAGUUCCCCUGCAAGGUUCACAGAGCAACUGGUCCAGCUCUUCACCUCCGUCAAAACGCUAACAGCAAAACAGGAGCUGCUCCACACCCUGCGGUAAGGCUGCCCUGUCAUUAUGCCAAGUGUGAGUGUGUGACCUAUUUUGGUUACAGAGCGAUUUCUUUUUUUUUUUAUUAUUAUUUUUUUUUUUUUAACCUUUAGCAAUCUGCAGGAUAUGUUUAUCUCGCACCCUUUGCGCUUUCUUUUAGUUAAAAGUAACAAGCAAUGUGUAGGUUAGGUUAGUUUAGGCUGGGUUUUCUCAAAAAAAAAUUUUGUCACCAUAAAAAUGCCGCAUCUCCCUUCCUGGAGCAAAAUCCCAUCGUUACAUGUAGCUGUAUUAUUCCGAGACACAUUAUGGGGGUUGUAGUUCAGCCGGCCACUUAAUACUGUAGAAAUAUCCACAUAUAUGCUACCAUAGAAAAAUAUUAGAGAACCAGGUUUGGCUGAACCACUCCUAGUUUGAUUAAAACAUUCUGCAAAAACUGCAAAUCUUAAUUGGCAAAGUAAAAGAAAAAAAAAAAGAAAAUAUAUAUAUUUUUUUUCAUUAUUUAAUGCAUUAUCUACACAAUAUAUUGCAAGAAAAGAUAAACUUAAACCCGGAGUGUAAAUUUAUGUUACUGAAAUAUGUCUGUGUAUUUACGAGCAAACAUUGAAUUAUCUGUAAAUUGACACAUGCUUUGCAAUUAUCAAUAAUGAAUUGCUCGUAUUAAUGUAUACAUUGCCACAUCUUUUCCUUAUACCUUAUUAUUAUUUGACACAUGGUUGCUGUGCAGAGCCUCUUUGCCAGCCUCACAUUUCCUACAGCCCAUCCUAUCAUUUCCAUAGUCUACGCCACAUAGUCACCCAAUGCUCGUUAUCAGAACAGACCCCGUAAAACAUCACAGUCCGUGUCCAGUGCAGUGAAGAAAGUGGUCUGUUUGCUUUACAUCCCUAUUCAUGUUAUUAAUCCUUCACUCCUUUACAUGAGCUGAGAGAAGACAAGGCAGGCAAUUCUAACCCUGUUUUAACAAACACUGGGUCCUGGGGAUACCCACUUUGUUUAUUUAUAUUUUUUAUAUACAUUUUUAUUUAUUUAUUGAAACAACCCUUGUGGCAGCUUGAUUUUUAUAAUUUUAAAUAUAAGCUGAAAUCUGCAGACCUGCCCCUUAAUUCUUUGAGAUUGUCUAAUUUCGGGCAGUGGUUUGGACUUUAGACAUUUACAUUUUUUUUUUUUUAAACCUUUAAAAUAAUAUAGGUUGAUUCAUCAGACAUCAAUGUAACCAUAUGGAAUAUGCAGAUAUUGAAGGAGCAGCCAUAUUUCAAAACAAAUGCCACUUUUGAAGGUCCAGUUACGAGUUUUGAUUCUAACCCUCAUGACUGACAGAUGGUUAGGAACCAGUUAACCAUAUUUAAAAGCUAGGGGAGAGAUAUGCCUCUAUAAAGAAAUCCAAAAGAUGGCGGCAAUAAGAUUUUUAGGAGUCUUUGUCAGUUGGUUAGUAGAAAAGGGCCCUUAUGUAGUCUUCUCUCUUUUCAUAGGCUGUUAUAUAUGAGCCUGCUCUGCGAUUGCCAAUGCCUAGUCUCAUGAUAUCUACCCCUCCCACAGGAAUCAUUUAAUACUACACACGGCACGGAGCUAUGGUUACUCCAAGAUAAUGAGUGGCGAGAGCUGCACGCGCCUUGCUGUCAAUCUUCUCAGCAACAUCUCCCUUGGGAGGGGUGCAUUUUUGCCGAUGGAUACGGUAUGGACUUAAUCAAGAUUUCCUCUUUACUUGUCAUUGCUAACCUGAUACAACCUUUAUUGAGGUUAUCCACUGAGACUUGAAGAAUAGAGAUUUCACAUACAGCAUAGGAAAUGGCUAUUUACAUUAAGAAUGUAAAAUUCCCAAGUAGGUUGAUUUCUCAGAUUAUGAGUUGAGAUGUUUAAAAAGAAAAAAAAAACUCAGUAUGCUUUUAUUUUAUUAUAUAGAGAUAUUAAAGAUCAUAUGCAUGUUAAUCCAAUUAGAACCACUGUCAGAGUAAAGAUGCAAAACGUUCCCAUUAUGUGACACAGGUUUUCCACCUUCUUUGGGGAUUAACUGCAUAAGGGUAAAAUGUUUGAAAGUGUGUGUAAAUGUAAAUUAGGAAUCUACCGAUUAUUGACUCAGCCGAUUUAUUAGAGCUUAUAUUCAGUAUUUUUCUAAUAAUCAGCACCAAUCUCAAUCCUCUGUCCGACGUCAGCUGGAGUAACCCUUUAGUAUAAUUAUAAAAGUUAAAAUCACCUUUGUUAAAGUCUUCCUAUUGUUAAAGGGCUCUCCACUUGGCUGGGCUUUGGAUGAACAUGAUCAUAUUCCAACCAAUAUGCACCCACUUAAAAUAGCAUGGGGACCCAGUAUUGAUUCCGAGCUUGGAAUUGAGAACCACAUAAUCCAUUCCAUUAUCUCUUCUUUCCCCAAGGGGUUUUCAGACAGCCGCUAUGGAGAUGUUCUGUUUAUUCGUCCCAUGAGAGAAUAUUCCGUGAAAGAAAUUUCCUUCUAUAACCGGUUGUUUAAUGUCCCAUCCAUCUUUAUAAAAACGCUGGACACGAAGGUACAACGCAGGCUUCUUCAUUCUCUUUGCUAGUUUAUUUUUUGUUUUUGUUCCUGCUCUGUCUUUAGUUAUUUACUGCAUCUCGUUCCUGCUCUGUUUGUACUUAUUGACUGCAUCUCGUUCCUGCUCUGUCUGUACUCAUUGACUGCAUCUCGUUUCUGCUCGGUCUGUACUUACUGAUUGUUUCUUAUUCUCGCUCUGUCUGUACUUACUGUUUCUCUGUCUGUACUUAUCGCCUGUACCUUGUUCCGGCUUACUGAUGGUUCCUUAUUUUAACUCUUGUUUGUUCGUUCUUAUUGUUGCUCUGUCUGUACUUACUCAGUUUUUCAUUCCUACUCUUCCUGUUCUUGCUGACUUUCUCUUUCUGCUCUGUCUGUAUUUACUGACUAUUUUUCGUUUCUGUUCUGUCUGUAUUUACGGUUCCCUGUCCCUGCUCUGUCUGUACUUGCCGUUUCUUGUCCCUGCUCUGUCUGUAUUUACUGUCUGUUUCUUGUUCCUGCUCUGUCUGUAUAUACUGGCUGUUUCUCGUUCUGAUCUGUCUGUACUUACCAAUGGUUUUUAGUUCCUGCUCUGUCUGUACUUACUGACAGGGCCGUCUUUAACGCGGGGCAAACGGGGCAGCUGCCCCGGGCCCAGUUUCUUUUGGGGGGCCCGAGGCACCUGCCCCGUGGGCCCCGCUGAUACCCGGAAGGCGGGUGGCCGGUCGGGCAGGAAAGCGGGCACGCGAGGGAGCACUCAGUGCUUCCUCUUCAGCUCCCUCGCGCACCGCACUGAUACCGGAGCCGGAAGAUGACGUCAUCUUCCGGCGCCGGCAUCCCUACGCGGCGCGCGAGGGAGCUGAAGAGGAAGCAGUGAGUGCUCCCUCGCGCGCCCGCCUUCCUGCCCGACCGGCCACCCGCCCAGGAGCCCAGCAGCACCACUGGACCCCAGGGAAUCCCCCAGCACUCCAAAAGGUAAGGAGGCUGGGGGGAUUACAUUUUAAAAAAAAAUGUGUGUUUGUGUGUGUUAGUGUUUGUGUGUUAGUGUGUGUGUUUGUGUGUGUUAGUGUAUGUGUUUGUGUGUUAGUGUAUGUGUGUGUUAGUGUAUGUAUGUGUGUGUUUAUGUGUGUUAGUGUGUGUGUUAGUGUGUGUGUAUGUGUGUUAGUGUGUGUGUUUGUGUGUUAGUGUAUCUGUGUGUUAGUGUGUGUGUGUGUUAGUGUAUGUGUGUGUGUCAGCAUGUGUGUGUGUGUGUCAGUAUGUCUGUCUGUCUGUGUGUCAGUAUAUAUGUGUGUGUAUAUCUGUGUGUGUCAGUAUGUGUAUGUGUCAGUAUGUCUGUCAGUGCGUCAGUAUGUCUGUUAGUGCAUGUGUAUGCAUGUGUCAGUAUAUCUGUCUGUGUGCCAGUAUGUCGGUGUGUGUGUGUGUAUGUCAGUAUAUCAGUCUGUGUGUGUCAGUGUAUGUGCCUGUGUGUGUGUGUCAGUAUUUCUCAGUGUAUGUGGGUGUCAGUAUAUCUGUCAGUGUGUGGGUGUCAGUAUUUCUGUCAGUGUAUGUGUGUCAGUAUGUUGAUCAGUGUAUGUGUCUGUGUGUCAGUAUGUCGGUAUAUGUGUCUGUGUGUCAGUAUGUCUGUAUAUGUGCCUGUGUCAGUAUGUCUGUCAGUACGUCUACCAGUGUAUGUGUCUGUGUGUGUGUCAAUAUAUGUACCUGUCAGUGUGUCUGUCAGUGUAUGUGCCUGUUUAUCUGUAUGUAGUCAGUGUAUGUAUCUGUGUAUCUGCUUGUGCGUCAGAGUGUGUACCUGUGCAUCUGAGCCGCAACUUUAAAUACAAAUACACCCCUCCAUUCAAACUUCAACACUACAUAUAAAACACACUCCUGCAUUGAAACGUCAACACUACAUACAAGCACACUCCUACAUUCAAAAACAAACACUACACAUAAAUGCACACUUGCAUUCAAACUCCAGUACCACAUACAAACACAUUCACACAAACAUACUCCAUACAAACACAUGCUUACAUUCAAACAUACUAACAUGGCUCAGUGCUAAAUACAACCCUGCAAGCAUGGGAAAUUGGUAGAGUCCCAGCUGUCAAAGCAUUGUUGGAGUUGCACGACAGAUGGGGUUCUACCUUUAGUCCAACCUUGCAAUUGGGGUCCCAAUAAAAUUCAUUCUACUUUAGUACCGCCACUGCGUUGGGAUGGAUGCCGUGAUUGCAUACCAGGGAGUGAGGGGCGAGAGCGGCAGGGCAGAGGGGGCCCAAGCAAACACUUGCCCAGGGUCCAUUCGUUAUUAAAGACGGCCCUGGUUCUUAUUGUUGCUAUUUCUGCUCUGUCUGUACUUAGUUUUUCAUUCUUAUUCUGCCUGUACUUACUGACUUUCUCUUUCUGCUCUGUCUGUUCUUACUGACGGUUUCUCGUUCCUGUUCUGUCUGUAUUUAAGGUUUCCUGUCCCUGCUUUGUCUGUACUUGCUGUUUCUUGUCCCUGCUCUCUGUACUUACUGUUUCUUGCUCCUGCUCUGUCUGUACUUACUGACAGUUUCUCAUUCUCGCUUUGUCUGUACUUACAGGCGGUUUCUCGUUAUGCUCUGUAUGUGCUUACUGAUGGUUUCUCGUUCCCCACUGCCUGCACUUAAUGACUGUCUUGUUUCCACUUCGUCUCUAUUUACUGAUCAUCUCUCGUUCCUGCUGUGUAUGACCUGACAGGCCCUUGAGAAUAGCAGCAUUCAGCGGCUGACUGAAACCUUUAUCACCAAACUACAGGCAGAUUUUCCAUCCACAGUCAGCACAGUGUACAGGUAAGAAAUGCCCCAUAUACCAAGAGGGAUAUUAAAGGGUUACACCAAGCACCAUAACCACUUUAGUGUUUUGAAGUGGCUAUGGUACUUGGAGUCUGCAAAUGCUGCACAUACAGAGAGGGAGCACAUUGUUGCUGGAGCAGUAAACCAUGCCAGCAGGAUCAUUAGACAGUCCAGGACGAGAGUGCUGAGCUGUCUAGUGUUAAAUCUGUGAAUAGGUUUGCAGUCUGCCACAGGGAUUCCCCAGCAAUGGAAGUCUCAUGGCUGCUGGCAGGUCUAUCUGGUUCGUGUUCCUGUCUCAUGCGAGGUUUUUGAAAUCCCGUACAGAUUAGCUCUGCGAUCCAACACAUUUAACACUUGGGUAUUAUGUCCUUUAAUCCUGCUGAAUCAUUUUAUUUAAUAUUUUUAUUUUAGAACCAGUGAGAAAUUGAAUACAUGCACUGCAGAAAACAGGAAAGAUGGCAUUCUACAGGAACAAUGUCUUUUAUGCCUGUGCCCAUUAGACACACAUUCUGGUAAGGCAUUCACAUAUUUCAUAUGUGUAUUAAGGAUAUAUAUGUAUGAUGUUGGAGGUUUUCUCUGUUUGUGUUUUUAGCAGUUUAUUAUUAUUUUUUUUACUGUUUGAUUAUUAUAAUUAAAUACUGAAAAAAAGGUGCGCUAUACCUUUAAAUUUAUAGUGCACUGUGCAAAAGGUUCACAUAAAUACACUAAAGCAAACGUUUGGGAACUAUAUAUUUGUGCAAACUUGCAAAUAAAGUGCUUUGUGAAAGAAUCAAUAUAAAAAUAACGUACAACAUCAUCAAUCUCCCUUAGACCUACACAUGGAAUGAAGAUUAGUACAUGUAACAAGAAAAUAAAAAGAGAAACCUAGCAUCAUACAGUAUAAACUGGGUAAAGGGAAAAAUUAAUGGGAAUAAAACUCUCAAAGAAGGAGCAGUGAAAGUCUGCUCUAACUAUACCAGCUUGUCAUCCACAACAUGGGACUCAAUGGCAGUAAAUGCAGCAGGACGCCGGCUCAAUAAAACGAACUUCCUUUAAAACACAGCUUCCAUAUUCCCAUUGAAGGCCAAUAUCCCAUCAGGUGCUUAUUGAAGACAAAAUAAUACCCGCAAGCAAAGUCAGCUGUAUCCAAUUUUCGGCACCGUGGGAGGCACUUCCGGGUUCUAGGAGCUUCGUGCAGUCACGUGGUGGCGUAAUGACGUAUUUCGCCUGGGCGGCUUUCUCAGAUCACCAGAUAUUAUAAUUAAAUAGUAAAGAAAGUUGUGAUAAGAGUAAAACAUGAUAAAACAAUAAUAUAAUGCUGAAUAUAGUCUGCACGCUCUUCAAGAGUGUAUGUUACGGGUUUUCCCAGAAUGUCUUUGUGGAUGUGAAAAUAAACAAGGAGACAGGAAGGUAACGGUGAUAAAUAGCUAUGUAGAUUAAUCACAGUGUGAUCUUAUUUUGUGCCAGAUAGUGGUUUUUGUGUCUCUGUGUUGGGGGGAAAGGGGCACACCUGACAAAAGGUAUUCUUCCCUUAAUUAAUUGUAGCAAUCUCUUCCUCUCAUUAUAGACCGAGCUUCGGCAUAUCAAGCUACCAAAGUAUCGCAAAACCUUUCUCAGAGGAUGAAACAGAACUGUGCUGUUCCUGCAAAGGACUCUGGGAAACUAUGCUGUAAGCAAGGACAAUGUUGCGAGAAGACAGAAAACAAACCCACCCUAAGGUGAGAAUGUAACAGAAGCCACAAUUGUGUGCAGAAACACAGCUAGUUCCCAAAACUCUAUAUUACAACUUAAACUGGAGUGACACAUUUUAGUGUUUACAUGUUUGGCCUGGGGCUUUAGAUGUUACUAUAACCUUAAUGAAAGAUUACUAUUUUAUCAAACCUUGGAACUAUGAAAGGUUAAAUAGUUAGGAAUCGAACUGAGGAUAUAGAUCUUAGAAUGUUUGUCGGUCUGCAUUAAAUUCUGAGCCACCACAAGUCUGUUCAGUUAGAAAUAAAUGUUUUCCAUUUUAUUCAGUACCAGUAACAUUGUAACGGACACCCUGGUACUGUUGAUGGUGGCCCUGAUGCAUUUCCUGGCCCAGUUUAUAAACUAUUACAAGCAAUAGCGGACGCUUUUUUUUUUUUUUUCCUUUCUUCAUUUUAGUAAGGUCAGCAAUAAACCCACGAUAACUUAUUUAUAUUUCACAGGGCUGCAGGAAUAGUCCAUAUCCUGUGCUAUAGCUGUCAAGUGACAAUGAAGGACCUGGUAAGUUGAAUCUCAUUAUUUGAAGGGAUAAACACUGAAUUAUCUUCGUAUUCAGAGAUGUGGAAUUUAUACUGCCCGAUGCCCAGGACAUGCAGUUUUUAUUCUUUUAGCCCUGUCACAGGCAAGCCUCUGGGCUGUCAUGGGGAUUACUUGGUGCCUGGCAGGAGUACUGGGACGCCAUGUCUGUAGUUGGAUGAUAUCUGCAUGAUAUCAUUAGCAAAUAGCACUGUCAAUGCCCGGGGCUUUUGGCAGUGGCCCCAAUCUUUUUAAUUGAAAUUAUUUUGUCAGAAGAAGUAGAUUGUCAUGACAGGCAAGUAGAUUUUUUUUUCUCUCUCUCCCUCUCCCCCUCUUUCCGACAACAAGCAUUGAAGACCAUUUUUAUUUAUUCCAUUAGUUCUGAUUUUGCUCUGGAUUUCUCUUGCGAUGUAGAGUGUAAUAUGGAAUAGUAUAGGAAGAAAGAGAACUAGAGUGCAGACUGUUUUGGUAAUUCCAAAAUCACAUUUUAUUGCACUUGUAUAAAUACCCAUCCAUCCACCAAGUGGAUGCCAACAAGCUGGUGCUGCAAUCUAAUUUCUUUGUCCUCCCCGUCCUUUAUUCCAAAUAAGCAGGGGCAAUAAAAUCACUACAGUAAAAAAAAUAAAGUGUCUGCCAUCUCUCUCACUCACCAUUUACAUGCUCUUAGUUCCAUUCAGAUUACACUGUCUGCCCAAUACAUGAACUAGAUUCAGUAGAGGUAUUGGCAUACUAAUAGUUCAUUAACUCUCAGUAGGAAGUGGUGUCUGGACUGUCCCACCUCUCAACUACUACCUGAGCAAGUAUUGAGAGCAGCAGUUAAAAUUGUGUUUUUUUUUUUCCCUGCAGGAAUCUGUGGAUCACUUACCCCAGUAUAUACACCAUGAGGCUGAACACAGGACUCGCAGGUAAGUAACCUACCCAGUCAGUUCAGAGCCAUAGAACUGAAACUGGCUGUAUUUGCAUUUCUAAGGAUAUCCAUACCUUUUUAGCAGCUGAACUAGUUUUAAUGUGGUUGUCAAUAAGCGUUCCAGACCAGCUAAUGUCAAUUCUGUGCAGCCAAGGAGACAGAGCACUCAGUGGGGUAAGAGAGUAAAUGGUUUGCCCCAUUACAGGGGGAACGGUGUCAGUGUACUCCUAGCACCAUACAGCAGGCUCUAGUGGUUAUGGUGCUUGGAGUAACUCUUUAAUGGAAAAGGCUUUUGUAUAAAGAAUACACAUUUAUAUAAGAGUUUGGUUCUCUCUCUCCAUUAAACAGAAUAGUGUAGUGAAUUCAAAACUGAAUUGCAAGCUUUAGCCUAAAGUGCUGAUUGGGGGGAAAAAACUUAAACUCGGUUAACAGCUUAAAUAUUUUAGCCUAAAUACUGCAGUCUGGUUUCAUUUUGCUGAUAGAAUCCUCACAUGGCUUUAUUCACUAAUUCCUGAAAAUACUGGUUUUGGUUUCUUUUACAGGAGGGCAUGUGUGUAUAGUGUUACCCACUUCUAAAUAGUGUCUUAAUCAUGGUUUAUUGGAGGGGGCAGUGUUAUCACAUGCAUAGUGUAAGCAAUCAAAUAGUAUCCUCUGGUCUACUUUAGGGUUAUCCAAAUGUACCUCCAACUCCCAUGAUCCUUUGAGCAUCAAAACCAAAAUGGCUGGGCAAGAUUUAUUUUAGAACUGUUGGUCCAGUAUAUGAAUAUCUUGGUGUAGGACUGCAGCUAGUAUUUAAACUUGCUGUGUUUUUAUAACAUGAUAGAGAAUUUCCAUUCUGAAUUCAUAUUUAUAUUAAAUGUAUAAGUUGACACAUUAACGUUUGUUGGUGGAUAGUUGUAAUGUCAUUGUCUAAAGAACAUGGAGCAUAUUUUUUUUUUUCUGGUUUGGCAUGUUUUAGGUUUGCGCCACAACAUAAAAUAAAAUUAAAUGUAAAGCUUCAUACUCUAUUACCUAAGACGGUGGUAGGCAACCUUCGGCACUCAAGAUGUUUUAGACUACAUCUCCCAAAAUGCUCUUACAGCCACAAUGCUGGCAAAGCAUCAAGGGAGAUGUAGUCCAACAUCUGGGGUGCCGAAGGUUGCUUAUCCCUGAAAGAUAAACCUAGUUUUGGCCCCAUCACAUAAAGGUGCAGGUUAGUGGUUCUCAGUAUGGACUUUAGGGAUUAACCAGUUAUGUCUAAGGUGUUUUUUUCAUCAUCUUCUAAAGACACCUUAGACAUAACUGGGUAAUCCCCAAACCCUGGUCUUAAGGACUAGUUUGGGUAUUGAUGUCCAUCAGUUAACAUAGUAUCAAGCCCAUAAAUGAUGUGAUGCCAGUAUUGCCAAUUGCCUGCCAGAGGUUUAUGGGUGCUGUAGCUAAUUAUUCUAGGCAAUAGAAAGGCACUUUUUUUCCCCCAUUUCCAAAUCCAAGACCUCAUGUCAGAACUAGUCCUUAACUAGUCCUUCUGUUUAAUCCAGCGUUUCCAUCAUGACUUCUUUUUGUCUGUGGGCGCUGAUUAAGAGACUGGUAGUCUGUUUUAUUCAGCUUUUAAGAUCAAACUGGUUAUGGAUACAGUCUCUUUGGUACUUGCAAUGUUUCUUACUAUAAAGUGGAAUGCAUUUGUUUGAUCCAGACCAACUUCUCUAUUUUUCAUUAGGUGUGAGAUGAGGAAGGAAAUACAGGAGUUCCUGCUUGAUGAUGGCUCUGAUGAUGCAUGAACUCAGUUGCCACCAUCUCCAUCCACAGCAUCAAGGACUAGAGAGCAGCAAGACUUUUCAAUAACAGAUCACGUUCUAGCAUGAGGCUGGAAGAGCAGUGAUCCUGUGUUUUCUGUGGUGAAGAACCAUCACAUUUUACUACAUCAAAUACGGUAAUAACCAUGUAGAGGGCACUGCCUCAUUAAUAGAGCACAGGCUACCACGAUUCUUUGUAAGCGUGGGAACCAAUGGACGUUUGAGCUCAUUUGCAUCAUAUGCCAGGUUAGUGCCUUUGCAGAGGCAUUAAAUGGUGGCUUCCACCAUAAUCUCCUCUAGCAAGUCUUAACAUUAUUUCCCAGGGUAAAAAAACAGUUCCAAUUCUCUUUUUAGAGUUAUCACACUACUACCUUGGAUAUUAUCAAUGUCUCCAAAUUUUAUGUUUUAUUUAUAACUAAAUACUUUUGAACUCUUUUAGUGAAUCAGGAACCACAAAAUAAAGUCUUUUUUUAAUCUGUAUGUGCACAUUGUGUCUUUUAUUAAUUUUAUGGAUGCUAAAUUUAAACACUUUUCAUAUGCUAGCACACGGGUGCCCAGGCUAGUGUAGAACUGCAAAGCAUUGUGGGAGCUUACAGCUCUACAAUAACUGGGAAAGCAUGUUACAAUACUAUCAGGGUUAUUUACUAAUGUCAGAAUUCAACUCAAAUUUCAAGUUUAAGGUGAAAAUAUUCUCCAACCUUGGCCUUAAAGUUGUAAUUCACAUUUCAGUGAAUACUGUACACUAACUCGGAAACACAUCUUUUGUAUUAAAUGCAAAAUUCCACUUUUUCACUGAAGCCAUUUUUAAUAGUAAAAACAAAAAUUGUGAUAAUCUCAUUUCUUUUGGUUUUGUUCAGAAAAUAGGUUAAUGAGAUGUGUCAAACACAAGUCCUGCCCUGCAGUAGUGCACAGUGGAAACUCUAGUCUUUGGUACAGUAAUCAGAAAACACAGAUUAGGAAGAUAAUUAUUGCUCUUAGAUCCAGGCUGCUGCCCGCACACAGUUAUUCCUCCACACUGACAGUGUGUAAAGUUGCUGAUGUAACAGUAAUAUAAAUAUUAGCUUGUCCAGAACAAGUCUUUCUAGAACCUCCUUACACGGAGAAUAAGGUCGGCACUAUUCAAACGUCCGUAAUGGUCAUAAACAUAUUAAAAAUGUCUUUAUUUUGCCAGAUGCUGGACCUUCCAACACUGAGCAGCAUAUAAAUAUCUAGUGAUGGUGUCUAGCAGUAUUCAAGACAAAAGGUUCCUUCUGAUCAGCUGGUGGUAGUGCUUUUAUGAAGACCAGCGACACAGAUUUAAAUGAUAAUCUCUCACCACGAAGAGCUGUGAUAGAAAAAACAGCGGCAUCGUACAUCCUUCUCGUAACUGCGGAUCAGUAGUGUCUUGACUUCCUUCUGGAGUUUAUAAAUUGUAGUAUUAAAAUUACGGUCCGCAACUUGCUCCUCUUUCAGGACCAUUACUUCAGGUACUUCCAGCAUUUAAAACAAUUCCCGUACAUUGUCUAUAUAGUUUCCAUUAGUCUUUCUCUAUAGUCCAUUUGAUCAUGGUUUCUGGCGAUCGGUACAAGAAGAUGAGUUUGGCAUAGAGUUCUUCUUCUAAGGCCAACUCUCCGCGUUCUCUCACCACAUAGAUAUCUUGGCACAGCUUGAGAAUCCGAUCUACGCACGGCAACUCCUCGAACAUAAUAGAGUGAGAGAUCUCGCUGAAGAAGCCACGUACAAACUUCCCAAUCACCAGCACAAUGGAGACGUACAGGCCCAUAAUCCUGUGUGAGACAAGAAGCAGCGUUACUAAACUAGAACUUCAACAAAAUUACUCAACUUUUCCUUUAAAAUGCAAAACUAGUGAACUCAGUAUGGAAGUUUCUGAAACGUACAAAUGUGACUCAUGUUAUGUUGAG
Pelobates cultripes (western spadefoot toad) is the source of this 21617-nucleotide messenger RNA. Lineage: Eukaryota; Metazoa; Chordata; Amphibia; Anura; Pelobatidae. The record is from the annotation of a GenBank genome assembly.